AGGCCCCAGCUAGCGUGUGGUCCAAGAAAGGACGGGCGCAUCUCUGCUGUCUCCUCAGCCUGUUCACUGCCUGGCUCCCACUGAGCUUGUGUUCCUCUCGCUUUACUGGGAGACUGGUGGAUGGCUGCUGGGCCAAGAAACACGUCCCCGCGGCUGUUCCGAACGAAGGCCUUUGCACGCCCGGGAGCAGCGAGGUCCCUUCCCGACAAAGGAGAAUCCAAGUUGCUGACGAUUCUGCCAAAAGAUGCAGGCAGGGGGUUAUGUGGAGCUGCUCCUGGUGCUGCUGGGAUUUGAGAUCCACUUCACUGCAGGCUGCCCUGUGGACUGUGUAUGUUACCCGUCACCUAUGACUGUCAGCUGCCAAGCCCACAACUUUGCAUCCAUUCCAGAGGGCAUCCCAGAAAACAGCGAGCGGAUUUUUCUGCAGAACAACCAGAUCACAUUGCUCCUGCGAGGCCACUUCAGCCCAUCCAUGGUCACCUUGUGGAUCUAUUCCAAUAACAUCACCUUCAUAGACCCAGGCACCUUUGAGGGGUUUGCCAAUCUGGAAGAGCUGGAUCUGGGGGAUAAUCGCUAUUUAAGGGCUUUAGCCGCGGAGACCUUCCAAGGGCUGGCGAAGCUCCAUGCCUUGUAUCUGUACAAGUGUGGGCUGAGCUCGUUGCCCAGCGGGAUAUUUGGUGGCCUCCACAACCUGCAGUAUCUUUAUCUACAAGAUAACCAUAUCGAGUUCCUUCAGGACGAUAUUUUUGUUGACCUGGUCAACCUCAGCCAUCUUUUUCUCCAUGGAAACAAGCUGUGGAGCCUUCAUCAGAACACAUUCCGAGGGCUAAUAAACUUGGAUCGGUUACUCAUCCACCAAAACCAACUCCAGUGGGUCCACAGGCGAGCGUUCCAUGACCUCCGAAGACUGACCACCCUCUUCCUGUUCAACAACAGCCUCUCUGAGCUCCAGGGCGAAUGCCUCGCGCACCUGGGGGCCCUAGAGUUCCUCAGGCUGAACGGCAAUCCUUGGAGCUGUGACUGCAAAUCCCGGUCACUCUGGGAUUGGUUGCGCAGGUUCCGAGGCUCAAGCUCCAACGUGAUCUGUGAGUCUCCGGAGCAGAUGCAUGGCAAGGACCUGAAGGGGUUAAAAGCAGAGGACUACAGAGACUGUUCAGGGUCUGAGUCCCUCCACCAGAUCAAAACACACACUUUCUCCACAGCAGACAGAGGAGCCUCCAAAGACCGCUACCCACCCCACUCCUCCAAGGAGAAGAGUAGAGAGAGAGGGGUCGAGCACGGUUUACACAGCAGCCAGCCAGCAGCGCCCCCCGGAUCACGUCAAGGUUACAGAAAGCCCAGCAAGAACUGCACCAGCCACAAAAGCCGCAACCGAACCUCUAAGCCAGCGUUGCUGGGGCCACAGAAAAGCAUUCAUGAGGUUCAGGACUACGUGCCUGACUACCAGCACAAAUUCAGCUUUGGCCUGCUGCCUACAGCACCACCCAAGCGGAAGGGUAAAUGCACCCGGCGGACACCCAUCAGACCCCCCAGUGGAGUACAGCAGGCGGCGGGGAGCUCGAUCCUCAGGGCCUCGCUUCUAGUUUUUAUAAUGGUGUUAGUGGUCAUAAUACGCUGAGCUGGCUGUGUCCGAUAGUGUCUGUGCCACCACCAAUCUACAAAGGACCAGAGUUUCUUUUCUUCUUUUUUCGUACAUGGAGGAUUUGGCCUUGGGAAGGAAAGAAUGUUGUUUAGGCUUUUGAUGGUCUCCAUACCUGGACGAGUGGAUUACAAACAUGAACUAUACACAAUGCACCCAGCAGGGAGUGGAUUAAAGGCAUUAUCACAUGCUUGUCACAAACAGCCCCAACCGAGCACCUACAAAAAGCCAACAUCACGCAAAAGGAGCUAAUCCUUCAUUAAUAACAACCGGACAAACACGGACAGUCGCUGUGCUCUAGGUGAAACCCUGUUCAUUUGAGAGGGCUCCGAAAGACCCUGGGAUUACUGAGGGGAACAUAAUUGCUGUACAAAUGAUCACCAAUUAAGCCUACACCAUGUAUCUGAAACUGUGUGCAAAGACACGUACAAAAUGUAUCAUAAGGACAUUGGUUCUCCCGCAUUUUAGCCCUUUUGGCUCAAAACCCACAGGCCACAGCUGGCCAAAAUCCUCUUGGAAGACAAUCUCAGACCGCUGUAUCUCUCAGGCACAUAGCUGACCAGGGCUUGCCUGCUCGGCUCAGAGUAGCCAACUACCAAAGGAAAGACUUAUUCAAGAGGGACACUCAAAACUCAAGUGACAUGAAAUUCCUUCAGAAGGUGCAUUUUUUGUAACCCUGUUCACAUAUAAAAUAAACAAAUGCACAGGUUCCCUUCCUCUCAAUUAUCCAUAUGUAUGUCUGAUCAUGUUUAUAAGCUAUAUGGAAACUGUAUCUUCAGAUGUAAGGAUUGUAUUGUUGAAUUUAUAGCAGAAGAACAAUGUAUGAUUCUUGCUAGAAAACAAUCGGCAGCAGUGUCUGCAGAGGCAGGGCAGCGCCCCCGCCCGGCUCAGCGUAUGCAGGAGGGAAUCAUAGUGGACCAAUGUUCUUAGCAAUGUAGAGCACUAGAUUUGGGGGAAUUUUUUGUAUGCAAUGCAACAAAGUCGGUAUCUGAAGAGCCAAAACUCACUCUUAUGACCUAAUUUCUGAUCUGUCACAUGCUAGGAAGAAAGGGAGUAAUUCGAAAGCUUCCAGCCCAGCAUGCACAGCUGUAGUGCUCCGUCUCCUCGGAAGCACCAGGAGGUCAGGGUAGAUGUUUCUAGCAAGUGCUCAGCAGUGUUAGCUGUGUGAGGACCUUUAUAGCUGGUCUAAGGUUUUCACUCCAGUGGUAGAGUAGUGCAGGGGCUCCCAAGCCAGCCCUGACAGCCUGGGAAGUGAUGGGGUCGCUAGCGUGGGAGACACAGAAAGGGGCUGGAAAUGAUGAACUGGGAAUCGUACGGAACAGAGUGCCCAGGACUUUCGUCCACGAUAGAAAAACGUACAAGGCAGAUAUACGAAGGGGGUUGUGGAAGAGAGGGCUGGAUGGAGCAGGUCUGCCUGCCCAUCUACCCUCCCCCACGACCCACUGGCAGUCCCCUGUUCAGCUGGAGGGGCGGGGAAGGGGUGUGUGGAGUCGGGUCGUGUGCAGGCUGGCGUCUGGUGGAGAUGGCAGUGUUAUUGACCAGAGAUGAUGUAACACAAGCAGUACACAGUAAUUCCCUAUCAGAGUGGAUAUGUGAGAAGAAAAAAAGCCACUUAAGUUAAUGAAAAGAGGGAAAUAAAAAUUAUCUUGGACAAGCAAACCCUGUUUUUCAUUUCCUAAAAAUACUCCAGCCACAGUGGCAUGUCUGGCCUGGAGCUGAUGUUUGGAGGCAGACAAGAAGGCCUAAGGAAAUGGUUCGAGUUCUCCAGCAUGUAGUCAAGUGCUUGAGCAAGGGUGUGCUGGCUCACUGA
Pelodiscus sinensis (Chinese soft-shelled turtle) is the source of this 3449-nucleotide messenger RNA. The record is from RefSeq and is a predicted model, not a curated record. NCBI's taxonomy places the organism in Eukaryota, Metazoa, Chordata, Testudines, Trionychidae.